UUGAAGGAAAGAGAAAAAAGAAAUGGGGUUCCAUAAUUAUUUGGUAUGGUUUUUCAUUGUCUAUGCGGUAUGCAAAGGUCCUGCAGUUGCUAAGGGCCUCGGAUGCAACUGGGGAACUCGUGCCUCACAUCCAUUGCCACCCAACAUCGUAGUCAAGCUAUUGAAGGACAAUGGGUUCGAUAAAGUGAAGCUCUUCGAAGCCGAACCUGCACCAUUAAGGGCUUUAGGAAGAUCUGGGAUUGAGGUUAUGUUGGGAAUACCCAAUGACUUCUUGGCACCACUUGCGAGUACCGUGCGAGCUGCCGAGGACUGGGUUCAACAGAACGUCUCCUUGUAUAUUUCCAAGUAUGGUGUGGAUAUAAGGUAUGUUGCUGUUGGUAACGAACCUUUUCUCAAGACCUAUAAGGACACUUACAAACAAACUACGUUUCCCGCGCUACAAAACAUCCAAGCUGCACUAAUCAAAGCCGGACUAGGUAGACAAGUGAAGGUAACAAUCCCAUUGAACGCAGAUGUGUACCAAACGGACAACAAUCUACCUUCCGGCGGCGACUUCCGCUCCGACAUCCGUACGCUCAUGGUGUCCAUCAUCAGAUUCCUCAGCGACAACGGUGCACCACUCACCAUCAAUAUCUAUCCGUUCCUUAGUCUCUAUGCUGACCCCCAUUUCCCAGUGGACUACGCGUUCUUCGAUGGAACUUCUUCCUCGGUUGUGGAUGGUUCCAUCUCUUACACUAACGUUUUCGAGGCCAAUUACGAUACUCUGAUUUGGGCUCUUCAGAAGAAUGGGUUUUCAUCAGUUCCUAUCAUUGUUGGGGAAGUCGGAUGGCCCACAGAUGGUGAUCCCAACGCAAACUUGGAGUACGCCCGUAGGUUCAACCAAGGCCUUGUCAAUCGUAUAGUCCAAGGCAAAGGCACCCCAAAACGUCCCAACCCACCCGACAUUUACCUUUUCGGACUGGUGGAUGAGGAUAUCAAAAGCGUUGAACCCGGAAACUUCGAGCGGCAUUGGGGUAUUUUCUACUUUGAUGGGGCGAUUAAAUACUCCUUGGACUUGGGUAAUGGUCGGAAUCUAGUCGCAGCUAAGGGCGUUGAAUAUUUGGCAAGGCAGUGGUGUAUUAUGUCGCCUGAAGCAAAUAUUAUGGACUCAAAUUUUCCGGAGAGCAUUAACUAUGCAUGCACAUAUGCGGAUUGCACCAGUCUGGGAUAUGGCUCAUCUUGUGGUGGGUUGGAUAUAAGGAACAAUGCCUCGUAUGCUUUUAAUAUGUUCUAUCAGACCGAAAAUCAACAGAAGGGAGCAUGCCAAUUCUCCAAUCUAUCGGUCAUUACAACCGUAGAUCCAUCUCAAGAAAAUUGCAGGUUUGAGAUCAUGAUUGAUGUGGGCAAGCACGAACAAACCAAGACACCCAGCAGCGCUUCAUCGGGUAUAAGAAGCCACCAAAAUUCAAUGAUAAUUCUCAUAUUUGUUACGACGAUGAUGAUGUGGAUCACCAUCAUCACAAGUACUACUGUUGUUCAUUAAUUAUUGAGAUAUCAGAUAUCGAUGCACGCACAAAUGAAUUGGAUUAUAUUGAAGGAGAUGAGCUAGCAGCCUCCCCGGUCACUCCCAGAGCUUCUGUGCAAAUCACGCCACGCCAUAAUGCAUGGUUGGUUCAAAACGAGGCGCCCGCAUCACCUUAAUUUAAGGAAUUGAAGGGCAUCGGAAUAUGUAUUGAACUAGUUUCUCUAGCCACUUCUAGUUUUUUUUUUUCUUUUGUAACGCAUUAAUUUUAUUCAAUUCUACUACAUGAAUCGGAUCGCUCUACAAAUUA
Messenger RNA from Nelumbo nucifera (sacred lotus), 1811 nucleotides. Its product is annotated as glucan endo-1,3-beta-glucosidase 5-like. Gene Ontology annotation, biological process: carbohydrate metabolic process. Lineage: Eukaryota; Viridiplantae; Streptophyta; Magnoliopsida; Proteales; Nelumbonaceae. The record is from RefSeq and is a predicted model, not a curated record. Gene Ontology annotation, molecular function: hydrolase activity, hydrolyzing O-glycosyl compounds.